Aethalodelphis obliquidens (Pacific white-sided dolphin) is the source of this 2086-nucleotide messenger RNA. It is a transcript of the gene MC4R, whose product is annotated as melanocortin 4 receptor. Gene Ontology annotation, cellular component: membrane. Lineage: Eukaryota; Metazoa; Chordata; Mammalia; Artiodactyla; Delphinidae. The transcript has a single exon. The record is from RefSeq and is a predicted model, not a curated record. Gene Ontology annotation, biological process: G protein-coupled receptor signaling pathway. Bases 519 to 1517 code for a protein of 332 amino acids. Gene Ontology annotation, molecular function: melanocortin receptor activity.
ACUCCACUGGACUUGGAUUGGUCCAGAGGAAGCAGAGAAGGAGCCACUCUGAACAUUUUUUUCCCCUUCACACACCAUAAAAAUCAGCAGCAGCUACUAACAGUCAAAGCAAAGCUUCAGGUUGGGAACCGAUACGUCCGAGAGGCAGCUGAUGUGAGCAUGUGCACACAGAUCUGUCUCCCAAUAGCACAGCAGCUACUAGGCAAAUUAUUUUGAAAAGACCUGAAUGCAUGCGACUCAAGUUAAAGUGGAAGUGAGAACAAAAAAGCAAACAGCAGACUCGACUGAAUGAGCAUCUUGAAGCCUAAGAUUUCGAAAUGAUGCUGAUCCGAGGCGUACCUGAAAGAGACUAAAAACUCCAUUUCAAGCUUCGGAGCAUGUGACAUUUAUUCACAACAGGCAUGCCAGUUUCAGCCUUCUAACUUUCAGACACGUAAAGACGUGGAGAAGAUCGCUGACGCUGCCUGACCCAGGAGGUUAAGUCAAUCCAGAGGGGAUCGGAAUCCCCCUGGUACAGGAUGAACUCUACCCAUCACCAUGGAAUGCACACUUCUCUCCACUUCUGGAACCACAGCACCUACGGACUGCACAGCAAUGCCAGUGAGUCCCUUGCAAAAGGCUACUCAGACGGAGGGUGCUACGAGCAACUUUUUGUCUCUCCUGAGGUGUUUGUGACUCUGGGUGUCAUAAGCUUGUUGGAGAAUAUUCUGGUGAUUGUGGCAAUCGCCAAGAACAAGAAUCUGCAUUCACCCAUGUACUUCUUCAUCUGCAGCCUGGCUGUGGCUGAUAUGUUGGUGAGCGUUUCCAACGGGUCAGAAACCAUCGUCAUCACCCUAUUAAACAGCACAGACACAGACGCACAAGGGUUCACCGUGAAUAUUGACAAUGUCAUUGACUCGGUGAUCUGUAGCUCCUUGCUUGCAUCCAUUUGCAGCCUGCUUUCAAUCGCUGUGGACAGGUAUUUUACUAUCUUUUAUGCCCUCCGGUACCAUAACAUCAUGACGGUUAAGCGGGUCGCGAUCAUCAUAAGUUGUAUCUGGGCAGCUUGCACAGUGUCGGGCAUUUUGUUCAUCAUUUACUCAGAUAGCAGCGCUGUGAUCAUCUGCCUCAUCACCGUGUUCUUUACCAUGCUGGCUCUCAUGGCUUCUCUCUAUGUCCACAUGUUCCUCAUGGCCAGGCUUCACAUUAAGAGGAUCGCCGUCCUCCCAGGCACUGGCGCCGUCCGCCAAGGUGCCAACAUGAAGGGGGCGAUUACCUUGACCAUAUUGAUUGGGGUCUUUGUUGUCUGCUGGGCCCCCUUCUUCCUCCACUUAAUAUUCUACAUCUCUUGUCCCCAGAAUCCAUACUGUGUGUGCUUCAUGUCUCACUUUAACUUGUACCUCAUCCUAAUCAUGUGUAAUUCCAUCAUUGAUCCUCUCAUAUACGCACUCCGGAGCCAAGAACUGAGAAAAACCUUCAAAGAGAUCAUCUGUUGCUAUCCUCUAGGUGGCCUCUGUGAUUUGUCUAGCAGAUACUAAGUGGGGCCAGAUGAGAUGCUAAACACAAACAUAAGAGACUUUCUCCUUCUCAUACAUACAACUUGAACAGUGUGUUUCUGCAACAGUUUCCUCUUCUGUGUAAGGCAUGGGUUGAGAAAUUCUAUUGUAUAAUUUAAGUUUAUGAUUUUUGAUGUGAAGAAGUGCCCAGUAUCUGUGUAUUGUUAAUGUCAUGCUACUUUUUGGCUGUAAAAUGGUAAUCCAUAUUACCGGUUGUAGGCACUGUGGAUUUAUAAAAAAGAAAAAAAGUCCUUAUGAAGAGUUUAACAGUGUUUCUUUCUUGUUAUUCACAAGGAUCUGACACUGUGCUUGUUUUAGUAACAUGGAAAUCACAGCUUCGUUAAAUAUAUUCUAAUAAAUGGUUUCUUAUAUUACACUACACAACAUUGAAGUGUAGAGAUCUGAUUCUAGCAUCUAGGGGAGAAAUAUUGAAGAACAGAUGCUUAAUCAUUUUAAAAAAAGCUGAAAUUUCAAGUAAUAUAAUAAAACUUGCUCAUUACGCUUGUACAGAAGUAGAAAUGAAGCUUCUAUUGGGAGAAAAACAGUUACUU